Messenger RNA from Sphenostylis stenocarpa, 210 nucleotides. NCBI's taxonomy places the organism in Eukaryota, Viridiplantae, Streptophyta, Magnoliopsida, Fabales, Fabaceae. The record is from the annotation of a GenBank genome assembly.
AUGGUUCUUAGGAAGGAGACACCAAGUUUUACUGCUGAAGACAACUUCAGGCGAAAGUUCUCUUUGGUUUUCAGUAGCCCUGACCUCCCUCAUAUGGAAGCUCAACAUCUUCAUUCUCUGUGCACGAAAUGCAUCCAUUGUUGUUGUGCUUCAGUGAGUUGGUUGCCUGCUAUUGAUGUUGUUGGGUUGGAUAGGAGUUACUAUGCAUGA